AUGUGCUUUGGCGGCCGCGAGAAGCGAGUCGACGAGGUGGGCGCUGCCCGCUCCCGCGACAUUGACAAGAUGAUCAAGGCCGAUGAGAAGCGCAUGCAAAGAGAAAUGAAGUUUCUGCUGCUGGGCGCUGGCGAGUCUGGCAAGUCAACUGUACUAAAGCAGAUGAAGCUCAUAUACGCGCAAGGGUUUAGCAAGCAUGAAAAGAUGGAAUGGAAGCCUGUGAAGCAUAUGGCCCAAAUUAUGAUCGAUUAUGAAAUGACGGCGGACGAGCCUUUACCGAUAGAAUACUACGAACCAUUGAAAAGUCUCUGGGUUGACGCCGGCGUCAAAAAAGCCAUAGAGAAGGGCAAUGAAUAUGCGUUACACGACAAUUUAGACUACUUCUGUGACGAUCUGGACCGACUUUGGGACAGAAACUACGUGCCCACGGAUCAGGAUCUGCUGCGGUCAAGGUUGAGAACAACAGGCAUUACCGAGACUGUCUUUGACCUUGGUCAGCUCACGUACCGGAUGCUCGACGUGGGCGGCCAGCGGUCCGAAAGGAAGAAGUGGAUUCACUGCUUCGAAAACGUUAAUUGCUUGCUGUUUCUCGUCGCCAUCUCAGGUUAUGACCAAUGCUUGGUUGAGGACAAGGAUGGGAAUCAAAUGAACGAGGCGUUGAUGCUUUGGGAGUCAAUCGCCAACUCCCACUGGUUCGCCAAGUCGGCGCUGAUUCUAUUCCUCAAUAAAAUCGAUCUAUUCCGAGAAAAGCUGCCCAGGAGCCCCAUUACAGCACAUGGCUUCACCGAUUACCACGGACCCCCGGACGACGAUAAACAGGCCAGCAAGUAUUUCAUGGACAAGUUCCGUGCGCUGAACCGCAACCCGGAUAAGGAGAUCUACGGACACUUUACCAAUGCGACCGAUACGAACCUGCUUAAAAUCACGAUGAAUUCUGUCCAGGAUAUGAUUAUCCAGAGAAACCUAAAGCAGUUGAUACUGUAA
Molecule: messenger RNA, 984 nt
Organism: Thermochaetoides thermophila DSM 1495
Lineage: Eukaryota; Fungi; Ascomycota; Sordariomycetes; Sordariales; Chaetomiaceae
Product: guanine nucleotide-binding protein alpha-like protein
Exons: 5
Coding region: 1-984 (327 amino acids)
Biological process (GO): G protein-coupled receptor signaling pathway
Cellular component (GO): heterotrimeric G-protein complex
Molecular function (GO): GTPase activity; G-protein beta/gamma-subunit complex binding; G protein-coupled receptor binding
Source: RefSeq, a predicted model, not a curated record